AUGUCUUCCGACAAAGGACAGUUCGAGCAGGGCUUCCAGCCUGAUGUCCAGCACCAGCAGGUGCCUGGCCUACAGUCCAAGCUUGACCCCACGCCCAAAGUGGAUGAGCUUCCCACACCUGAAGGCGGCGCCGAAAAGUACAAAGCUGCCGGCAAGCUAAAGGGCAAGAAGGCCAUCAUCACCGGCGGUGACUCGGGCAUUGGCCGCUCAAUAGCAGUCUUGUUUGCUAUGGAGGGUGCCGACAGCUUCAUUGCCUACCUGCCCGAGGAAGAAAAGGACGCCCAAGAGACCAAGAAGAUGGUUGAAGAGAAGGGCCAAAAAUGCUAUACUCUCGCCAUCGAUCUCAAGCCAAAGGAAAACUGCAAGAAGGUCAUUGACGAGGCUGUCAAGGCCAUGGGCGGCAUUGAUAUCCUUGUUAACAACCACGCUUACCAGAUGAUGGUCAACGAUAUCAGCGACCUCUCCGAGGAUCAAUGGCUCCACACCUUCAACACCAACAUCCACCCAUUCUUCUUCCUCUCCAAGUACGCCCUGCCACACAUGAAGCGCGGCGCUACCAUCAUCAACAACGCCUCAAUCAACGCAUACAUCGGCCGCCCAGACCUCCUCGACUACACCUCUACCAAGGGCGCCAUCAUCUCUUUCACCCGUGGUCUGUCAAACCAGUACGUCGGAAAGGGUAUUCGCGUCAACGCUGUUGCCCCCGGCCCUGUCUGGACCCCACUCAUCCCAGCGACUAUGAACGAUGAGGCUAUCAAGCAGUUCACCGCGCCAAUCGGCAGGCCGUCGCAGCCUAGUGAGAUUGCUACUUGCUUUGUCUUCUUGGCCAGCAACGACAGCAGCUCCAUCAGCGGUCAGACUAUCCACGCCAACGGCGGCACCAUUGUCAAUGGUUAA
Bipolaris zeicola 26-R-13 is the source of this 897-nucleotide messenger RNA. RefSeq lists its product as uncharacterized. The record is from RefSeq and is a predicted model, not a curated record. The transcript has 3 exons. The coding region runs from base 1 to 897 and encodes 298 amino acids. NCBI's taxonomy places the organism in Eukaryota, Fungi, Ascomycota, Dothideomycetes, Pleosporales, Pleosporaceae. Gene Ontology annotation, molecular function: oxidoreductase activity.